Molecule: messenger RNA, 2649 nt
Organism: Pseudozyma flocculosa PF-1
Lineage: Eukaryota; Fungi; Basidiomycota; Ustilaginomycetes; Ustilaginales; Ustilaginaceae
Exons: 1
Coding region: 1-2649 (882 amino acids)
Biological process (GO): iron-sulfur cluster assembly
Cellular component (GO): cytosolic [4Fe-4S] assembly targeting complex
Molecular function (GO): 4 iron, 4 sulfur cluster binding
Source: RefSeq, a predicted model, not a curated record
AUGGCCUUCUCCGGUGCACUCACCCUCACCGACCUCAAUGACUAUCUCGGGCCCUCGCAGGCGUGCAUCAAGCCCGUCGAAGCCUCCGCCUCAGACAGCAAGGAUGCCAACGGCGACGCCCCCGACAGCGAUUCCGCUGGCGGGGCAUCGACUCAGAUUGCCAUCGACCGCGAAGGAGCUUACUACGAGCUAGACGGCAGACCCAGCGCUGCCGCCACCCAGCAGCACGACGACGGCACCACCACCAAACCCCGCCAGCGCACAAAGCUCGAGACGGCCGAAAUCUCGCUCGACGACUGCCUCGCCUGCAGCGGCUGCGUUACCAGCGCAGAGAGCGUCCUCAUCACCAUGCAGAGCCAGGAAGAGAUGCGCAGGGCCAUCGACGAGAUCCACGCAUCCCAACAUCCAAAGCUCCUCGUCGCCUCCAUCAGCCCGCAGACGCUCGCAUCCCUCUCGGCUCGCUACUCGUUCAGCGACCAGCAGCCCGCCUCUGGACCAUCGUCCUCGGCGGCAGCCUCGCAAUCCAUACCCCUGCGCACGCUCCUGCACCGCAUCACCCACUUCCUCAAGGGCUUCGGCUUCGACUACGUCCUCGACACCACCUUUGCCCGCCACCUCUCGCUCAAGGAGCACGAGCGCGAGUUCUUUGAACGGCGAUCCAACUCGCUCAAGCGCAAGAGGGACCCCGCCGCCGCGCUCGGGGCAUCGGCGCGGAGAAGCGGCGACGAGGCCGACGACGAGCCCACCCUGCCGAUGCUCGCCAGCGCCUGUCCCGGCUGGAUCUGCUAUGCCGAAAAGACCCACGGCGAGCUGCUGCCCUUUGUCUCCAAGACCAAAUCUCCGCAGCAGAUAUCGGGCGUGCUGGCCAAGAAGUUUAUCGCAUCUCGGCUCGGCAUCACGCCGGAGACGGCCGCCGACGAGGACCAGGCAGCGUCCUCCAAGCUAUCUGGCGUCUACCACGUCACGGUCAUGCCCUGCUACGACAAGAAGCUCGAAGCGAGCCGGCCCGACUUUUUCGAAGAGAUCACCGGGACAAAGGAGGUCGACUGCGUGCUCACCACGGGCGAGCUCGACAAGCUGAUGACCGACGAGGGGUUCGACGUCAGCAAGCCCGUCGAUGGCGAGGCGGCCGAGCCCGACCUGGCUGCAACGGCGGAUCUUACGCUUGCCGAGGCGCUCGGAGGCGCUACGGCGAGUUGCGGCGCGAACGGUGCCGACAAAGACCGCGUCACUGUCCUCCCCCAGAUGCCCACGCUGCUCGAUCAUCCGGGCAGCAGCAGCGGCGGCUACCUUUUCAAUCUGAUGAGGGCGGUCUGGCUCGACUGGCUCGGCGAGGCGUGGGACCGGCUGCCCAGCGACGUCAAAAGCUCGGCCGUCUUGCCGCAGCUCGACGUCAAAAUCAUUCGGACCUCGGACUUUACCGAGUACGUCCUGCGUGCACCUGCGCUGCCGUCGACGGCCGCGGAGGCCGACUUAGGCUCUGAGUCGACGCUUCGGCAGCAGCUGCAGCGGCCCAUUCUCUUCAGGGCAGCACAGUGCUACGGCUUCCGCAAUCUGCAGAACCUCGUCCGCAAGCUGCAGCGCCAGACUGGCGUCAAGAGCGGAAAGGGCGCUGCCGGGCGUUUGGUCGACGCCGAUGGCAAGGCCGUCGGCAACGGAGCGGGUGGCCGUGGCCGUAUGACGCGCGGGAGGGGUCGCGGCAUGGUGCGAAGGGGGCGAGGCGGCGCAGCCGCCGACUCGCGCGGCGCCGUCGACUCGGACGUUGUAAGCGGGGCAUCGACUCCCGCCGCUGCAGAUGGCGACGAAGAGGAGGCGUACGGCUACGACUACGUCGAGGUGAUGGCGUGUCCCGGCGGCUGCGUCAAUGGAGGAGGACAGCUGCGGCCGCCGGUGGGAUCAGAGGCGCCGGCACCGGACGUCGGAGCGACCGAAGAUGUCGACGAUGCCGGGUCUAUGAUCAACAAGGGUUGCUCGAAGCGUGGCGAGGCGGCCGACGGGACAGGUGCGCAGGUCUCGCUCGAUCCUGAAGGCUACACGUCGGGCUGGGCCUCGGCGCAGACGGCCUCGGUCGACGCGGAACAGGACGUCAAGAUGCACGGGCUCGGCGGCGACGGCAAGGGCGAGGAAAAGGAGAUCAAGGGCUGGCAGGGCACCAGCAAGGAGUGGGUCAAGCGGGUCGAGAGGGCCUACUGGUCCGCCUCGCAGUUUUCGCACACGCCCGUCGGCGCGGUACUGGGCAGCACGAGCGCCAGCGGCACGUCUACGCCCCUGCGCAGCGGCGUGAGCACCCGCGGCGCCUCGACGCCGCUGGGCGCCGCCACGUCGAAGCGGGAAGCGCGCGGCGAGGACAAGGCCCGCUUGCUCGAUGCGCUCGUCUCACAGCAGGCCGCCAUCGCCUCUCCGGCCAAGGAUGGCGCCGAAUCGGACGGCGUCGUGAGGGUACAGCCAGACUCGCUCAUCUACGCCGACCUGCUCGCGGACCUGGUGACCAAGGAGCUGAGCGCCCUCGCCGCCGGCCCCGCCUUCCUGGGCGGACAGCAGAAGGGCGAGCUGGCCGAUGCGCUGGUGGAGGCGAGGAAGAGGCUCUUUCGCACGCAGUACCGGGCAGUCAAGGACGAGAUGGUCAGUGGCCUCGCGGUCCAGUGGUGA